Molecule: messenger RNA, 1057 nt
Organism: Megalops cyprinoides (Indo-Pacific tarpon)
Lineage: Eukaryota; Metazoa; Chordata; Actinopteri; Elopiformes; Megalopidae
Gene: rabggtb
Product: Rab geranylgeranyltransferase subunit beta
Exons: 9
Coding region: 48-1043 (331 amino acids)
Biological process (GO): protein geranylgeranylation
Cellular component (GO): Rab-protein geranylgeranyltransferase complex
Molecular function (GO): Rab geranylgeranyltransferase activity
Source: RefSeq, a predicted model, not a curated record
CGAAUUCAAAGAAAAAGACUAGGAAGGACCUGGGACAUCAUCCAAAGAUGGGGACCCAAGUGAAAGAUGUGGUUUUGAAGCCUGAUGCACCAAGUACACUUCUGUUGGAGAAACAUGCAGACUAUAUUGCUGCUUAUGGCUCCAAGAAGGAUGACUAUGAAUACACAUUGUCAGAAUAUCUGCGGAUGAGUGGCAUAUACUGGGGCUUGACUGUCAUGGACUUGAUGGGGCAGCUGCCCCGCAUGAACAGAGAAGAGAUCACUGCGUUUAUCACGGCAUGCCAACAUGAUUGUGGCGGCAUCAGUGCCAGCAUCGGCCAUGACCCGCACCUGCUUUACACAUUGAGCGCUGUUCAGAUUCUCUCCCUGUAUGAUGACCUUAGUGUAAUAGAUGUGCAGAAGGUUGUGGAGUAUGUGAAAGGACUGCAGCAGGAGGAUGGAUCUUUUGCUGGGGAUAAAUGGGGUGAAAUAGACACAAGGUUUUCCUUCUGUGCAGUAGCGACUCUGGCAUUGCUGGGAAAGCUGGAUGCAAUUAACCUUGACAAAGCAGUAGAGUUUGUUUUGUCCUGCAUGAACUUUGAUGGCGGAUUUGGUUGCCGGCCGGGCUCAGAGUCUCACGCCGGUCAGAUCUACUGCUGUACAGGAUUUCUCUCCAUCACGGGGCAGCUUCACCAGGUCAGUGCAGACCUGCUGGGCUGGUGGCUGUGUGAAAGGCAGUUGCCAUCGGGAGGACUCAAUGGACGGCCUGAAAAGCUGCCAGAUGUUUGUUAUUCCUGGUGGGUGCUGGCAUCCUUGAAAAUCAUUGGAAGAAUCCACUGGAUUGACAAAAAUAAACUGCGGUCUUUUAUCUUGGCUUGCCAAGAUGAGGAGACUGGAGGCUUUGCCGACAGGCCUGGAGAUAUGGUGGACCCAUUUCACACCUUGUUCGGCAUUGCAGGCCUGUCGCUGCUGGGAGAUGAGGAAAUCAAGGCUGUAAACCCUGUGUUUUGUAUGCCGGAGGGUGUUCUUCAGAGGCUUGGCCUGCAUCCAGAGCUCCUCAGCUAGCUCUGCUACCUUUA